AUGAGUCUUCUAAAGCUUGGUCAUGAUGGGGACAGUGUUUUCGAUGAAUCCGCAUAUGCGCCUAUUAUUUCCAGCAGCGCCCUAGCACAGCAUCUGAUUCUGGCUGGCAAGGAAGCUCCAAAGAUCUCACAAUUUGGACUCUUGGCCGGGGAUCCACGACUUUUUUUCAAUAUCACUCAUCCCUCAAGUGUCUUCAUAUGCGGCUCUCAGGGAUCGGGCAAAAGCCAUACUUUGUCUUGCAUCCUGGAGAGCUGCCUCAUACCGUCCCACGCUAGCAAGCUGCCUAAUCCAUUAACAAGUGUAGUCUUUCACUAUGAUACUUUCGUCGGUGAUUCAGCGGGCUCUCCCUGUGAAGCAGCCUUUCUAUCCUCGCAUACAGAUGUUGAGGUGAGGGUGCUGUGUUCACCAACUAAUAUUAAUGUCAUACGAAAAACGUACUCAAGUCUCAACGUCAUGGUCAAACCAUUACAGCUCGACCAAACAGACCUGAAUACAAAACGAAUGAUGGACCUCAUGGCCAUUGGACAAGAUGAUGGAUCUGUGCCGCUCUAUGUACACACAGUCAAGCGUAUUUUACGAGAGAUGCGAAGCGCACAACAAGAGACACAGGGUUGUUUCGAUUACAGAAGUUUUAAAGACAAGGUUAUGGAUGCAGGAUUGACUCCAGGUCAGAUGGAACCUCUCAAACAACGACUCGAUACACUAGAGAGCUUCAUGCCUCAGCACCAGGUGUCCCAGGUGCGUCGGAGCAAGAAACAAGGACAGUUAGAAUUGCAAGGCUCAACAUGGGAUCCAGUUCCUCGCAGUUUGACCAUCGUCGACCUUUCUUGUCCUUGUAUAUCCCCCGAGACAGCAUGCGCACUGUUCAACAUCUGUCUUAGCUUAUUCCUCGAGCAAGAUAUGUCUGUCGGCCGAGUAUUCGUACUAGAUGAAGCCCAUAAGUAUAUGAAUUCAUCAUCCGAGGCACGCGGAUUUACGGAGACUAUUCUUUCCGCCGUUAGACUACAGCGUCAUCUUGGCGUCCGCACAAUUAUCUCCACGCAGGAGCCGACUGUGUCGACCGCACUUCUCAAUCUGUGUUCUGUCACUAUUGUACAUCGGUUCACGUCCCCAGAGUGGCUAAGAACAUUGCAGAAACAUCUGGCUGCGGCCUUAGUAAGCCCGUUUUCUCCAAAGAGCAGCGCGAGAAGCCCAUUGGAGAACUCGGAGGAUACUUACAGUGAUCCGGGGUUAGAUUCGAUGUUCGAUAAGAUCGUUCGUCUCAGGGUCGGGGAGGCGCUUCUAUUUGCCCCAAGUGCUGUAGUAAAGGUCAGCAAGGAUGACGAAGGCAGGGUUGGGUUCCACUGGCUUGGGUCUGAAUUUCUGUCCAUCAAAAUCCGAGCAAGGCUUACGACUGAUGGAGGCAAGAGUGUCCUCUCCGCCUAA
Messenger RNA from Aspergillus alliaceus, 1425 nucleotides. RefSeq names its product P-loop containing nucleoside triphosphate hydrolase protein. The record is from RefSeq and is a predicted model, not a curated record. The transcript has 5 exons. The coding region runs from base 1 to 1425 and encodes 474 amino acids. Lineage: Eukaryota; Fungi; Ascomycota; Eurotiomycetes; Eurotiales; Aspergillaceae.